This is a messenger RNA of Alnus glutinosa, 853 nucleotides long. Its product is annotated as ribulose bisphosphate carboxylase small subunit, chloroplastic-like. The record is from RefSeq and is a predicted model, not a curated record. The transcript is spliced from 3 exons. The coding region runs from base 86 to 634 and encodes 182 amino acids. NCBI's taxonomy places the organism in Eukaryota, Viridiplantae, Streptophyta, Magnoliopsida, Fagales, Betulaceae.
AGAUUGAAGAGUGUCGGUUCAUGUCUAUAAAAGUAGGAAGCAGCAACAGAGCAAACCCCUCUCAAAACUGAUCAGAAGCCUCCCAAUGGCUUCCUCCAUAGUCUCGUCCGCGGCUGUUGCCUCCGUGAACCGUAUCUCUCCGGCUCAAAUUACCACGGUUGCACCAUUCACGGGGCUCAAGUCAACCUCGACCCUCCCAAUGACCCGCAAGCUCAACAAUGACAUUACCUCCAUAGCCAGCAACGGUGGAAGGGUUCAGUGCAUGCAGGUAUGGCCUCCAGUUGGAAGGAAGAAGUUUGAGACUCUCUCUUACCUACCUGCUCGCAGUCCCGAGCAAUUGGCCAAGGAAAUUGAUUACCUUAUUCGCAAUAAAUGGGUUCCUUCCUUGGAGUUCGAAUUGGAGCACCCUUUCGUUUACCGUGAGAACAACUCGUCGCCUGGGUACUACGAUGGUCGCUACUGGGUCAUGUGGAAGCUCCCUAUGUUUGGGUGCAGCGACGCUUCCCAGGUGUUGAAAGAGCUUGAUGAGUGCAAGAAAGCUUACCCCGCCGCAUUCAUCCGUAUCAUCGGAUUUGACAACACCCGCCAGGUGCAGUGCGUCAGUUUCAUUGCCUACAAGCCUCCCGGCUACUAAGCCUUUUUCACUUUCUCUUUUCCUUAUGGUUUCCGCGCGCUAGCUUGUUUUAUCCUUCAUUUCAGAAACUCGAUUUCUUUUCUCUUUCUCAUUUUCUGAAUUCUGUUUUUUUGCCGGAUCUCCAACUGAGCAAAGAUGUAUGAGUGUAUAAUGUAUGUGAAACGUGGAAACAUUCUUGAUGUUUUUGUUGGUAUCAAUACAAAGAUGCAGUUUUUCAUC